AGAGGUUUCACUCUCGACCCUCACAAGGGCAGCAACUAGGUGCGCGAACUAAUGGACGCCUAUCCAACCCAGCUCGACAGUCAGGAUGGGGCGGGGGAUGGGAUCCAUCAUGAUGAUUCCCAGGAAUCUGUCUCCGAUUUCCAUGACGGUGCUGAAAUGCUGAAGCAACAAUUACGGGAGGCGAAAUCUUUCGCUGAAGAGGAGCGUAGAAUUAAAAGUCUCGACGGGUUAAUGAACACCCUCCUACUCUGCGCUGCUGCUACUGCGUUCAUAAACAAAUUCGCCACCAUGCAGCCCAGCUUCCGCCUAUAUACCAGACACACAACCCUUGUAGCUGGGGUCAACGACAUCUUCCGCACCAUUAGCAAUGGCACGUUCACGAGCCGAACAUUCCUUUCGGUCUUCUCAGCACCUUCGUUCACAUAUUUGGCUCUACAAGGGGUGAUGGACGCGUGUCUCUUCGUCCCCCCUUUCGUUGUGGUUGCCACUAUCUUCGGGAAGUGGGCUUUAGGUCACUUCGGCAUGAGUACGGGUGAGGACAACGGUGUGCAGGUAGAACGGCGACCAUUGUACGACUGGCCUCAACAUGUACGGGACCGCGUCUUGUCGUGGUCAAAUACGUUGCCCAUUUGGUUCGGUCUAUCUCAAGCCCUCUAUACACUAUGUUGGCUCUUUGGGCGGCAACCGCUCCUAGCAACUGGUGUCGUUACGGUACUCGCUUUUUGGUGUUCGAUUGUCCUCUACGUGACCAAAAAACAUCUCACGUCCUAGUUUUAAUUGUACGGUAGUUUAUUCUUAAUUCUUAAUUUUGCUGAGGGUGCGCUUCCCCUUUUGAAGUUAUAAUUUGCGAGGAGUUCUUUUCAAAC
Molecule: messenger RNA, 866 nt
Organism: Suillus clintonianus
Lineage: Eukaryota; Fungi; Basidiomycota; Agaricomycetes; Boletales; Suillaceae
Exons: 3
Coding region: 52-771 (239 amino acids)
Source: RefSeq, a predicted model, not a curated record